AUGGGGAAGGGUGGUACAUGGAGCGGUGUUGACAAGGCCCAACCUAUUCAUAUUGAGGAAGGAGUUCUUAUUGGCGAUCUGAUGGGAGAUACCGCAUAUUACGUAAAGGAACUGGCAGAGUUCAUAGGCUAUUCUUUCUCAUUUGAAGAAGAGAAGGAAGGUACAACAGAGAAAAUAGUUAACUUACGUAGUUUUGAGAAUUUGAGCAAUUUGGAUGUCAAGACUAGGAAGCAUUGUCCAGGUAGCGCAGUGGAGAUGGAUAACAAUAGAUACUUCAGGAAAGGAAAGAUUGGAGUCUGGAAGAAUCAUUUGACAGUUGAGAUAGCAGAGGAGAUGGACCGGAUCACCGAGCAAAAGUUUGGCAAGAAUGGGUUGACAUAUCCAUCAAAGUCGUGA
This is a messenger RNA of Camellia sinensis, 396 nucleotides long. The record is from RefSeq and is a predicted model, not a curated record. Lineage: Eukaryota; Viridiplantae; Streptophyta; Magnoliopsida; Ericales; Theaceae.